AGUUACAAUGGCUACAAUAAUUAAUUCACUUGCUGUACCCUCAAGCUAUCGUGACCAAUUAUACCAGGGAUCUUCUAAUCAACUCUCUGACGAUCUUUCUACAACAGCAACUCUGUAUAUCGGCAAUUUAUCAUUUUUUACAACAGAAGAACAAAUUUAUGAACUUUUUGCAAAAUGUGGAGAAAUUAAACGUAUUAUUAUGGGGCUCGAUCGUAAUCAAAAGACACCAUGUGGUUUUUGUUUUGUUGAGUACUAUCAUCGUUCAGAUGCUCUUGAUUGUAUGAAAUAUAUUAAUGGCACUAAAUUGGACGAACGUGUUAUUCGUUGCGAUCUUGAUCCUGGAUUUAGAGAAGGUAGACAAUUUGGUCGUGGUAAAAGUGGUGGACAAGUUAGAGAUGAAUAUCGUACAGAGUAUGAUGUCGGUAGAGGUGGCUGGGGUCAUCGUAUACGAAUGCAGUUAGAACAAGAGCGCGAGCGUAAUAUUAAAGAAAAUUAUGAAGCUAUUAAAGAUAUUCCCCGUGGUGCUGAUGAAUACAAGAGUAGAGCAGCUGCUAAUCAAAGCUAUAAACGUAAAAUGGAAACCGAAGAUAUUGAUUCUCGUAAACGUACAAGAGAACAAAACCCACGUUUCAGAGAAAAUGAUGAAGAUGAAGAAGAUUAAAUAAGUUCUAUUAAAAUAAUAAUAAUAAUAAAA
Molecule: messenger RNA, 694 nt
Organism: Cokeromyces recurvatus
Lineage: Eukaryota; Fungi; Mucoromycota; Mucoromycetes; Mucorales; Mucoraceae
Exons: 5
Coding region: 8-661 (217 amino acids)
Biological process (GO): mRNA cis splicing, via spliceosome
Cellular component (GO): nuclear cap binding complex
Molecular function (GO): RNA cap binding
Source: RefSeq, a predicted model, not a curated record